Haliotis rubra (blacklip abalone) is the source of this 3020-nucleotide messenger RNA. Its product is annotated as DNA repair-scaffolding protein-like. The transcript has 19 exons. Lineage: Eukaryota; Metazoa; Mollusca; Gastropoda; Lepetellida; Haliotidae. The record is from RefSeq and is a predicted model, not a curated record. Gene Ontology annotation, biological process: regulation of establishment of protein localization to chromosome; double-strand break repair via homologous recombination. Bases 286 to 2856 code for a protein of 856 amino acids. Gene Ontology annotation, cellular component: nucleoplasm; nuclear chromosome.
AGUAAUCAUAUAUUGUAUUGCUGUUUAUGUUUUUAAACCUUUUGGAGGUUACGGAAAGAGGCGAGUAGUGACGAAUGGUUUCACUUCUCUCUGAGUGAAGCGCCAGCGCAGCAUGCCCAGAGAACCAGGCUGUCCACUUCGCGCGUUGGCAAAACUCUUCUCCAGCGCGUGACAUCGUAAAGUUUGUUCACGGUGUCAUCACGCACGGGCUAUCGCUGUGAGGAGCUGGAAGACGAUCUAGAAGCAACAUCAGCAUCACUGCAACAUGGAGAGUGGAAGCGAUGUAUGGAAGGAUUCUCAACAGGUUUUGCCAAGACAGACACUGGGCACCAACGCACAAAGAAACUCUGCACACAACGAUCACCCAAGGUCCAAGGCUUCCUUGAGUCCAGUUUUGACCAUGUCACUGAGCUAGCAUCUGAUGCAUCGGGGCAGGAUACGAAAGAUGCUGAACUCAUAUCUUGGUCUUCAAGUGAUAGUGAAGAUUUGGAAACCAAUGUGAAAUCUCACGUGCAAGUCAAAUCAUCAAAAAACAGUAAGAAUUGCACACCAGGUAUGACAAAACAAGAUACACCUUCCACAAAAAAGAAAGCAUUUCCUAAAUCAGCUAAACUAGAGUUGAGGAGGAUAUGUCCAGAUUUUGAUGUUCAUGGAUUAUAUGAGUCUACUGGAGGUAUUGACACAAUAUCCAGCAGUUCGGAACAGGAAGAGGAGGGGAUGAAGGACAGGGCUGAGGAGGACAAAAAGCCAUGUGUUCAACUGGCAGAUAUACCCAGACAGGCACUCCUCAACUCUCCAAUGAUCGUGACGUACCAGUCCAGCCAGGCUUCCAGCUCCUACUCACCCACUAAAAACACCUCGGGGCUGAAGGCCAGUGACUGGAUGAAGGCCAUGGACUGGCAGACUCCCGUCAAGGCCAGCAGCAGCCAGGAAGAUGAGCAGCUCCAGCCUGACCCAGACUCAGCCAAAAAGAAGAAGAAAUAUCACAAAGGUGGCCUUGCAGAACAGCUGGCCCGUGUGCAGGCAAGGGAGAGAUCAGCGGUCAGGAUGUGGGAGCAUCGACGCUCUGACCUCACAGAUGCUUCUAAAGCCCUCCUUGUGCGGGUUUUGAGCUUUGAAAUCCUCUUCUCCCUGCAACUUGCUCACUGUGAAGUAGCUGACAUUGAUGAGGAUGGAGGUGAAGGUAACAGCCCAGAUGGUAAUGACAACCGAUGGAAGAAGCAGUUGAUCCUGUUCUCCAAGCAGAUGAUGGAUAAGCUGCAGAUAGACGCUGGGUCAAUGGUCACACUAUACCCUCCAUGGCAACAACUACAGCUGACCAGUCAGAAACAGACAGUGCUACUGUGCACUCAUUACACAAGAGUUGUCUCCCCUGUUACUCAACAAACAUGGGGAGCGAAGUCCUUGGAUUUGGUGAAAACCGAUGUGAUAGCUACAUGGAACUGUCCUUGCACCAAUGAUGCGAAUAUGUCUGUUGCAAAUUGUCCAGUGACACAGUUUCCAUAUCUGCCAUCAUCCCUACAGGGCGCUGAUGUGAGCAGCACACAGAACACAGGUCAUCCUGCCACCCAGUCUGGUCUCCUCCAGACGGUGACGAGCUCACGGCUGCCGGUUGUUCCAGUGUGUGACUCUCUGUUAGAGAGCAUUCAGAGGACGGGGCCUGGCCAUGGCCUCACCUUCCGUGCUGUCAUACAGAGGGUGUUUGUCUCAUCAGCAGCCAGAUAUUCCUUGUUAGUGGAAGAUAGUCAUGGCACAAUGGCUGUCGUAGAGAUGGGAGAUAACUCUGCUCAGGAUGAGGUGACUCUAGCCGAGGGUCACAUGUGUUGUUUCUCUGGGCUGAAAGUUGUCACCAGAUCCAUCAAAGAGAGGAAUGUGGCAUUGUUCAGUGUGCUGGAGGGUGCAUGGUCAGGUCACAGAGCGUCCGUCUCCAGCCAGGAAAGUCAGGAGGAAGAACAAGCAAGCAGCACUAUGAGACACGUGACUUGCCCUGGCUUCUGCUACAUCCUGUCCCCAUCCGAGGACUGCCCUCUGUCUGUCACUGUGACCCCACAGACAGCCCCCAGCUACACAGAACCACACUACCAAACACUGGCUGGAGCACGGCAGAUGGCCUUGGACAAGAGAGUGUCAUUUGUUGCCAGAGUCCUUCACAAGAGACAGUCGGAGGAUACGUCCAGACCAAACGUACAUGAAAACUGGUAUGUGACAGACAGCAGUCUCCCAUCUUCCUACUCAUUGGUCACCUUGUCACAGGACUGUCACAUCCCAGUAUUAGCAGGGCACAUAGCUGUCUUCACCGAUACCUGUGUCUCCAAUGGUAGUUUUCACUGUGAUGCUUACACUCAUAUUAUGGAGGAAGCGCCUGUCCAUAUUGAAAACAGCUCGAUGAGAAAGACACACAGCCAGCUGGACUCACUGACAGUGUCCCUUCCAGAAAUAACUGGCAGUGUUAGGCCAUGGAGCCUUGUUUCUGUACAAGGUACAGUAGGCAGUGUUGAUGAGGAUGCAGCCUACACCUGGGAGGAAUGUGAUGGGUGUGGCAGUGACCGGCUUGUGCAAGACCGUGAGAGACCAGCGGCAUCUAAGUGUGUGAGCUGUCACAAACAAGUUACCUCCCCUGUCAUAAGAAUGAAGUUGGAGGUGUACUUACAUUCCAGCAGUUUCAAAGGAUCUGUCAUCAAAGUAGAUCUGCAACAGACCACCAUAGAAAAGCUUCUUCCAGCAGAGGAACAAACAGAUGAGGGUUGUGAUGUUGACAGUGUAUUGAACAAGGAAGUGGGGCCACUGAACUGUGUCGUCAAGUCCGUCACAACUGAUAUGGACAAAACAGAAUUCUUCUUGCAGGAGAUCUCAUGACAGUCACGUGUUUGAACAAUGAACUGACCCUUUCUACUGUCCUAUUGCGACAACGUGGAUAUUAACAUACAGGACACUUCCUGAAGUGGAUGUAUCCACAGAAGGGCCAAGUCCAUCAGCAUUUAAUAUGUUCAUGAUCUGUUAUCAAUACAAAUCGAAUCAUA